UUCUUGAAUCAGAGACGGAGGUAGAAUGAAAUUGCUCUGUUCUUCACUUCUUCUGCUCUAAUAUCCAAACACCAAUUUACGAGGGAAUGAAAUUGCAGGUGGGCCACUCCAGAAUUUUUUUGCAAAGACCUCGCAGAUUGGGCAACUCUCUCCUCUAUGGCUGAGGGUUGCGAACUUUUGAAGCAAGAGAGGAACCGGCUAAUGUGGUUUUCUCCUUGAGUAGGCCUUCAGGGCCACUUUGCACGAGGGAUAGCCCUGGUUUUUUCAUGUUUCUUAAUUUUUCUUACCUUUCUGAGCUAUACCUCUUCGGUUUAGCUUUUUCUGUAGGCUGUGUUAGCUGAUGUGCAGUUUUUCCCUCUACUUGAAGAAAAAGCAGAGCACCUGCUGGUUUGGGUCAAAAACAAAAUGCAGCUGUAUUUAGGCGGUAUAUUACAGGAUACAAAAAGUAAAUCUACAGCUCUUCCUAGCUGCAAAAUUCAAAAUAAUCAUGUUUUACACUUUUUAUACGGAAAAAUGAAUCGCUUACACAUAUUUGGAAGAUGAAGCCAUUUUGUAAUGCCAGUGACAGCCACUUAUUCAGUUACAUAUGUAAAAUUCCUUCUUGCAAUAAGUAAUGAUAGCUUUUAAUCUCAAGGACACUGAUAUUAGUUGGUAUAUCAUGAUGCAGGCAAGCUGCCACUACCUGUUCUACAAAUCUUGUCUUCAUAUACUGCUUGCACAUGGAUUACCAAGGAAACAAUCUUAGUGAUUUCUUUCAAGCUAAUGGGCAUUUGGUACUUAAAAGAGUGGACAACAACUAUAAACUGCGGUCCUUCACUGAAAAGGAGAUAGAGCACAUUACAGACAGAUAUAGCACUUUGCUUGGUAGUGGCUCGUUCGGUGAUGUCUACAAAGGAAGAUUAGACGAUCGACGUCCAGUCGCAGUAAAGAGGUACAAAAAUGGAACCAAGAAAGAGGAGUUUGCCAAGGAGGUGAUAGUGCAUUCCCAGAUAAACCACAAGAAUGUUGUCAGAUUGUUAGGCUGCUGCACGGAGGAAGAUGCCCUUAUGAUUGUUAUGGAGUUUGUCUGUAAUGGAAACCUCUACAACAUCCUUCACUGUAGCAAUGCUGAUGGUCCUAUACUCUUCCCUUUGGACAAACGUUUGGACAUCGCCAUUGAAUCAGCUGAAGCACUAUCAUGCAUGCAUUCAAUGUACAGUCCUGUCCUUCAUGGUGAUAUUAAACCUGCCAAUAUACUGUUGGAUGAAAAGUACUUGCCAAAGCUAUCUGAUUUCGGAAUAGCAAGGCUGCUUUCUACUCAUGAGGCCCAGCGUACCAAAACUGUUAUUGGUUGCAUAGGUUAUGUAGACCCUUUGUUUUGUCAGAGUGGGAUUCUAACUACAAAGAGUGAUGUAUACAGUUUUGGAGUUGUUCUAUUGGAAAUGAUUACCCGAAAGAAAGCGACGGACGGCGCUACUAGUCUUACUCAAUGUUUUGCCGAGGCAGUGGGAAGAGGGAAGAAGGUGAGACAACUGUUUGAUGCGGAAAUUACCUAUGACAAGAAGAAGAUGAAAUUGGUCGAAGAAAUUGUGAAGCUAGCAGUUACAUGCUUGAGACUGGAUGAUAAAAUGCGUCCGACAAUGGUUGAGGUAGCAGAUAGACUUAGGAGGAUUAGAAAAGCUCUCCCGAAGCACAAGGGUGAAAGCUCUACAGGCUCCCCCUAUGCGGACAUCAAUAAUUGGCACAUAAGAAGAGGAAAGGCACAGGAUGUACCAACUAUUUCCCUUGAUGAAAUGAAGAAAAUAACAAGGAACUUCAGUAAUGGUGCUCUAAUAGGAGAGAGUUCACAAGGCAGAGUUUUCUUCAAAGUGUUAAAAUAUGGACCGGAAUCUGCAUUCAAGUCUUCUCAAGAAAUUGAUUUAAAGAUUGAAGCAAUUUCGAGACUGAAACACGAGAACGUUGUCCAACUUCUCGGAUAUUGGGUCGAAGGAGACGAAUAUGUUCUUGCAUAUGAGUAUACAUCGGGUGGCACCUUGCAUGAUAUCCUUCUCAGCAAGGGUGAGGAAUUAUAUGUAAAUUUUUAG
Aegilops tauschii subsp. strangulata is the source of this 2063-nucleotide messenger RNA. The record is from RefSeq and is a predicted model, not a curated record. Lineage: Eukaryota; Viridiplantae; Streptophyta; Magnoliopsida; Poales; Poaceae.